UUCUUCAUUAAUCGAAAACCAAGAAAAUUUAUUGUGAGAAAAUGGCUUCCAAAGUCACCGAAGGAGCACUAACUUUAUUAAAAACUCUUCCUCGAGUGGCACUUAACAAUAUAAAGGACUUACCUACGACAUUAUAUAAAAAAAAAACAGAUAGGGCAGCUGGCAGGAAGAAAAAAGGUCGAGGUGACAAGGGUCAGGGUGCGAGAGGUACAUGGGAUCCUAUUGGGUAUGAGGGAGGACAAGCUCCUCUGAUCCUUACAACACCUGUAGAGAAACACUAUGGAAAAUAUGCAGUACGUCGACAGUAUCCACCUAUCAGCUUGCUAGAAGUACAAAGACUUAUCGACCUACAAAGAGUGGACAUUAAACGACCAAUAGACAUUACGUCCAUUUGCAAUACAAAUCUUUACCAUCUGGAUGUUUCUAAGAAUCAUUUUGGUUUCAAUCUCACAGAAGAGGGUUGUGAUGUCUUCAAUGCUAAAGUCAACUUAGAAGUUCAGUGGGUAACAGAACUGGUUAUUGCUGCUGUUGAGAGAAAUGGUGGUACCAUCACUACACGCUACUAUGAUCCACAAUGCGUGGCGGCACUCAAUAACCCAAAGGCUUUUUUCGAGAAAGGUCUACCAAUACCAAAAUGUAAACUUCCCCCGCAGGACGCUCUAGAAUUCUACUCAAACCCAAAUAAUCGUGGCUAUUUAGCUGAUCCAGAAAAGGUGCUUGAAGCUCGGGAAAAACUUGCCCAAAAGUAUGGCUACAAAUUACCAGAUUUAAGCAGCGACCCUGUCAAGUCCUUGCUCCUGAUGAGAAAAGAUCCUUUACAGAUAUUUUAUGGUCUUGAACCUGGUUGGAUUGUCAAUAUGGCUGAUAAAUGUAUUUUGAAGCCUAAAGAUGAAGAUUAUCUCAGAUAUUAUGCUAAUGUUUACUGAAAUUAUAUUAAUAAAAAAGAAUUAUUCAAAUGUUUUGGUCUUUUUUUUUAUUUUUCUCUACAAGAAAAAGAAAAUUGAAUUGUCUCAAGGAAUGGUGAAAAGAUAAGUUCAUUAUUUCCAUUGCUAAAGUUUGAGUUGAUGUCAUGACUUAAUUAGUAACAUUCUCUUAUUGUCUUACAAGUUUCAGACACUCCUUUUUAAACCUGCAGGACCAGCAUGGCAAUAAGUGCAUACCAGGGUUAAAUGUAUACACAGAGUAAAGCUUAGUUAGCUGCUAUAGUCCAAUUUCUUUUAUUCAAAUGAUAAGCAAAUACAUUUAUGGUGCAAAAGUCAAAUUUAUUUUAUAUAAUUUAUCACUGCUAGUAGAAUCCCAUUGGUAUUAUUAAAUUAAUUUGAUUUUCCAAAUACACCACAGAAAAACUAUGGUGACAACACAGAAGAAAAAAAAGAUAUUCAUUGUUACUAUCUUAAACACAAAGUUUGCAUAGCAGAACAAAUACUAGUGGGACACUACCUCCUUCAACUUAUACUGAUUAGAUCAUUACAUCUAGUCUGUCUAGUAAACAUAACCAAAUACUUAAAAUUUGUGUAUACACCAUGAAAACAUGAAUUAAUUAUUAUUAACUACUUCACCUCCCUAUGUAUCAUUUUUGUAUGUAAUGUUAAAAAAAUCUGAUCUUUUUUAUACUUUACAUUGUACAAAUUCAAUCAAAUAAAAGAACUCAGUUUGCUAAAGACUAAUGAAUAAAAUGCUCACAAUAGCUGAAAUACAGAGUAAGCACUACUGCAAGGCAACACUUGUUUAAUUACACAGGUGUGUGGUUUCAGUGAACAAACUAGGUCUGAACUAUUCAACCAGUACAGAGCACUAUUACACACAACUUAGUAUAUUAUUAAAGCCUAUGCUCAAAUUUGAAGUACUUGCCUCUGUUAGUAAUCUAUAGAUAUGCAGUUUUAUUCAAAUACAUUUUCAAAGAUAUGUUUGUAAUUGUUUUUAAACAAACAUUUUUGUUCCAUAAUUGAAUUGAAUAUUAUUUUUCUUAAUCCCUCCCUCCCUUCCAAUUUUCUUUGAACAAUCUCUAUUAGAUUUGUGUCAAUGUGAGAGAAAUAAAGAAACACACAAUACUUCCAGGGUACUCAUUUUAAUAUCACCUUUUCUAGUGUUACAGAUAAUGUGCUGCCCAGAAGACAAUUUGUUAAAAUCCUCUUCUUAAAAAGAAUCAUUUCUAGAGAAUAAGAUUGUGAGCAUCUUAUUUAGCUAUUGAAAACAUCCAUCAAUUCCAGUGUUAUAGCUCAAUUUUUAGAGAUCCUUUUUUGAUAUGAAUGUAUUGUAUUUGAUAAAAUUUUCCUAAAUGAAUAUUAGUGAUAAAUAAUACAACCACUUAAAAAGGUUAUUUCAUUUCUCAUCAAAUGUAUGUUCAAGAGCCAAACACAAAUGUAUUUUUACAAACAGUAUCACAAUUACAAGAAUAACAUGUUCUUUAAGAAAUUGCGGACAUAAAAUAUUGAUAGGCCUGUCAAAACUUUUAAAGUAUAAAUAAUAAUAACCACACAUCUGUAAUUUCUUUGACUUUCCUUUGGAGACUAUGUCUAAGUGUGUUUUAACUUUGUACGUUUAAAAUGAAAGAAAAGAAUAUGUACAAACAAAAAGAAAAAAAAAAAGGCAAGUAAUAGUAAAAUAAGUAGAAGAGCAUCAUAUAAGGGAGAGAAAAUGUGUUCAGUUCCUACAGUGCCAGUGAAUGCCAGUCAAAUAACUAGAUAGAUUAUUCAGAUGCUUUUACAAAUAAUUUAAUAAUGUACAGUUUUACCCAAUUUAUGAAUGUCAGUAUUGUCAAAUAAAAACUUUUUUUU
This is a messenger RNA of Biomphalaria glabrata, 2777 nucleotides long. RefSeq names its product 39S ribosomal protein L15, mitochondrial-like. The record is from RefSeq and is a predicted model, not a curated record. Gene Ontology annotation, molecular function: structural constituent of ribosome. Bases 42 to 926 code for a protein of 294 amino acids. Gene Ontology annotation, biological process: translation. The transcript is spliced from 5 exons. NCBI's taxonomy places the organism in Eukaryota, Metazoa, Mollusca, Gastropoda, Planorbidae. Gene Ontology annotation, cellular component: mitochondrial large ribosomal subunit.